CUGUUGAAUCUAAGGAUUUUUUCACACUUGGUUUGAAUUCUCAGGGCUGAUUCUAGGUGCAAAAUCACAGGUUGGCAUUCAAAUAGAAGAAGUCCUUCUGAGCAGUAGUUAGCAGUGGAUAGCUUUCAUACUUGAUGCAAAGCAUUCCAUAAUUUGGUUGAAGUGAACCCCAGUCCGCCAUUGUCAAGAGGACCAGGAAUAGAACCGCUUUAUAACUUACUGGCCUGAAAAGUUUAUUUUAUGUCCAACGGUAUUUGGACAUCGUUCUAUCACACCAAUUUGUGUUUUUUCAUCAAACUGUUGCCACAAAGUUGGAAGCACACAAUUGUAGAGAAUGCCUCUGUAUGCUGUAGCAUUACAGUUUCCAUUCACUUGAACUAAGAGGCCCAAUCAUGUUCCACCAUAUCAAUACCCCUGUGCACAAAGAAAGACCCAUGAAGACAUGGUUUACCAAGCGUGGAUUGUAAUUCAAGUGUCCCGCACCGAACCCUAACCUCAACCCCACUGAACUCUUUUGGGAAGAACUGGAACGCUGACUAAAAGCUAGGCAUCUUCAGCUGACCUCACUAAUGCUCUUGUGGGUGAAUGAAGACAAAUCAUCACAGCCUCACUAAAAUAUUGUGGAAACCUUUAAGAAACGACUGUAGAUUAUUAUUAUUAUUAUACAACAGCAAAUCGGAAUAAAUCUGCAAGAUUAAAAUUCAUCCGUGAUAGUCAGGUUUCCACAAACCCUCGUCCAUCUAGUGUAACUUAUCCAGGCUUCACAGUUAAGAUGAAAGUCAAUGUAUUAACAAAUGAUGCACAAUCAGUCAUCUCAAAGGUGAAUUACUUCCAACUUGGCAACAUUGAUUCAGCUCCUCUUUCAUACUGACUGCUGAAUAGACCUUCUCAGUUCAGUGUUCGCUGACAGAACCGUUUCGGUGCUUUUCCUCUCAUCAGACACAAGCUGAGGUUUUCGGGAUGCCAUAGAGCAUUGCUGCUGCAGUCUUGGCAUUUCAGAGUAACACAAUAGAAGAUGUAAUAUGCAGGAGGCUCCUAUUAAACACAGAAGAUAGCCAAACUGCUGACUGGGGAAGAUGAAAAGUGGCUUCUCUGGGAGAUGAAAAUCGUCUCGGACAUCUAACGUUCCUCAUUGAUCAACAUGUCCCAUUUUGUCAGACUCCUACAAAGGAAGAUGUCUGCUGACUCUUCUGAUUUAAGUUCUAGGGACCAUGAUACAGACCUGGACAUGUGAUUUUACUCCAUGAAUGGUUUUUCAAAAUGUGUCAUUAACGAGGAUUUCAGUGUGAAGUGGAAUGUUUCGUGUCAUCACGGCAGGACUGAGCUGUUUUAACCCACAUCCAAAACUCCACCAGCCUUAAGUGGCCUCAUGGAUUUCUACUAUGGUCUAAAACACAAAGGAGAGACUUUAACUUGAAAAGAAGCACCUUCUUUUAUGUAGCUGACUAAAUCUGAAUAUUUUUGUAUCUGAAACAAGAAGGAAUCUUUAGCAGCAGCUGCUUGACCAAAUUAGAGGUUCUGUAGCUGGACUGAAAUGCGACUUGGUGAACGUGAAGGCGUAAUUAUGGACGAUCGGAUUGGUUUUGGAAUGAGAUUAUCUCUUAGUAAGAGAGUGUUGCUCAUUUAGACAAAACGUCCUAUUUCUCAUUUUAUAUCAAAGUGAGCAUUAGCAAGGACAGUAAUACUGUAGCUGAGACAAGUAACGUCCAAGAUAAAACAAAUAUGUCUAUAAAACCGUGACGUAUCUAUAUCUUAUAAUUAGUCUUAUACUAGUAAUAACAUAUCUUAUAUCCUAUAAUUUUAGUUGAUAAGCUUUUAUGCUAAAGAUAGCACUCGCAUGUUGACCUGCUGUUCUAGUUCAUAACAAUCAGAAAGCUUUAGCAAAGCCUUAGCACGCUUUUAGCAUGUUGCCUCAGUUAAUAGCUUUAGCAGUGAUCUAACUGCUUUCACUACCCGAUCUCCUUAACUGCCAGUGUGUUAAGUCAAGUGUGUAUGUGUAUAUGUGUGUGCAUGUUUCUCAGAUGAUAGAAUUAACAAGGACAACAGGAACUGUUUGACCGAAUAUGCCGUUUCAUAUUUAAAUUAGCAUUAGCUACGACAGCGGUAACCCCUCGUUCAAGAUAAAAACACAUAAUGAAUAUGACUAUAUUUGUGUGUUUAUGACACUGGUUUGUUCGAGAUGUUGCGUAGAGGAUUGUUUUUGUGGCUCUCACGAGUCUGUGGCAUUUUAGUCCUUGUUUGCUGCCUUCUUUCUCUCCUCUACGUCAUCACUUGCAACCCUCAUAGCGAUGACCCCUUGGUGGCACCCAGGCUGGGAGUACCAGGCUCUCCACGAGGGCUCGGGGUUCCUGGUGUGCUCAGUGGUGCCCCCUUGGGUUCAUCAAGUCAUGAAACCUAUCAAGCUUUGCUUCAGGAACAUGAGGAACAGCAACGCCAACACAUUUCUAGCCUGAAGAAGCAAAUCGCUGAACUGAAGGAAGCUCUGCAGGAGCGAGUUGAGCAACCAAAGGAGAUUCAGGAGAAAGUGAGCAACACAGGGACCGAUCUGAACGAGUUUCUCCGCUCCCAGCUGGGCCGGGCAGAGAUAAGUACAGGUGUCCGCUUGCCGAAUGAGUAUGCUGUGAUACCGUUUGAGAGCUUCACACUGCAGCGUGUCUAUCAGCUGGAGACGGGACUCACGCGUCAUCCUGAAGAAAAGCCGGCAAGGAAAGACAGACGCGACGAGAUUAACGAAGUGGUGGAGAGCGCUGUGCACACACUGAACUCACACAAACACAAUAUGGGAGAUAAAUUUAGUGCAGACAAGGUGUACAGCAUGGCUGACUUCAUUGAAGGUUUAGCACGAACAGAGAAGGAUAAAGGAACACUGUAUGAACUGACGUUCCGUGGAGAUCGGAAAAACGAGUUCAGGCGCCUCAUCCUGUUUCGUCCCUUCGGACCAUUAAUGAAGGUGUCGAACGAACGCGUGGCAACAUCUCACACCGGCAUUAACAUCAUCGUACCUCUUUCCCAAAGAGCUGACAAAUUCAAACAAUUUAUGCACACCUUCAGGGAGGUGUGCAUAAAGCAAGAUGGAAGAGUUCACCUCACCGUUGUCUACUUUGGCCAAGACCAGAUGAACGAAGUCAAAGUAAUCCUAGAAAACACAUCCAGAGAGCUGAAUUUCCGUAACUUUACCAUGAUCCACCUGAACGAGGAGUUUUCCCGCGGCCGAGGUCUGGACGUGGGUGCCCGAGCAUGGAAAGGAGGAAACGUUUUGCUGUUCUUCUGUGACGUCGACAUCGUUUUUACUGCUGACUUUCUGAACAGCUGCCGCCUGAACACACAACCAGGAAAGAAGGUGUUUUAUCCCAUUCUGUUCAGCCAGUACAAUCCUGCAGUGAUUUAUGGAGGUAGCGAUCACAUCCCGCCUGUGGAGCAACAGCUGGUGAUUAAGAAAGACACCGGCUUCUGGCGGGACUUUGGUUUCGGGAUGACCUGUCAGUACAGAUCCGACUUCAUCAACAUAGGUGGAUUUGAUGUGGAUAUUAAAGGAUGGGGUGGUGAGGAUGUGCACCUCUACAGGAAGUAUCUGCACAGUAACCUGCUGGUGAUCCGUGCUCCUUCUCGCAGUCUUUUCCAUCUGUGGCACGAGAAGCACUGUGCCGACGAGCUCCUGCCCGAGCAGUACAAGAUGUGCAUGCAGAGCAAAGCUAUGAACGAAGCAUCUCACGGACAGCUGGGAAUGCUGCUUUUCCGACACGAGAUCGAAGCUCACCUGCGCAGACAGAAGCAGCGCAGCAUCGCAAAGAAUGCCUAAAUGGACCGUGGUGAUUUUUACAGGCACACACAAACAAUUACACACUUUUUGACUUCUUUCUGUUCACCUGAAAGUGACAAUUGAAUUGUUUACAUUCAAGAACAGCUGAUUUCCAUGAAGGUUCUGACAUCGGAAGACGACAAUCAACCAGUCGAGUGGUUAAAGGGUAAACAGUGCUGUUGCUAGGCAACAGGAAACAUGGCUGACAAGCAGAAGCCAGCCAACGACUGAGUAUUAUGUUAUCGUGAGCUAGCACAUGGUAUCUUACAAUGUAAAGCCACAGAAACAGUGGAAACAUGAGGAAAAUUCCCUUCAGCAGUGUCUAAACGGUCAUCCUAAGACGACUCGUGGAUGAAUCCGACUCUCCUCAACAUCGUAAUGAUUUAUGCUUUAGUUUUUGUAGUAUUUUAUUUUAUUUUGUUUUUAUUAGGCUAAAACACAGACACCAUCCUAAUAAUAACUUCAUGAGACAUUGGUUUUUUUUUUUACACCUCGUUUAUAAGGUAUUUAUUAAAAGCAUGUUCAAUAUUUUUAUCUAUUUAUAAUUACAAUGAAACGAGCUUUAAUCGUCAGUGUCAGAAAAGUUCCCGCUUUACCUCUGACCGUCACAAAGCGCUGACGCUGGAGACUCCUUCCAUAAAUUAAAUUAAAAGUAAAUCUCCAACAAAAAUCAGUUUAAGUAACUUGUUGCCAUAGAAACGAUUACGUAUUAUAAUAGCAUACCGCAGACAGAACCGCCGUCAGAGCUGGUGUUAUAGACAAUUAAUCAACACCUUCUGACCAAUCAGAAGCGAGAAUUCAACAUAUAUAGUAGUAUAAUAAAACAUAAUGAUAUAAGAUAAGCUAUUUUCAAUUUAGUGAGCUGGGUUUGAAAAAUAAUUUGUACCACACACAUACCCAGAUAAUAGACACACUUUUUCUGUGUCUAUUGUCUAUAGUGUGUUCUUCAAGGGGUCUCUGAGGGUUUGAAUUUUUUGUUUGUUUUGUUUAGAAUUUAGGGUUAUUAGCAUUCAACAAGAAGUUGAAACUCUUUAUGGUAGGAAAACACUUACCAAGUCCCUUUCAAGAGGGGAAACUGAAUGUAUUUAGAAUAGCAAUGUAGAUUUAAAUAUAUAUAUAUAUAUAUAUAUAUAUAUAUAUAUAUAUAUAUAUAUAUAUAUAUAUAUAUAUAUAUAAUUUACUUUAUUUGCUUUUGGAAUUAAUGAGAAACACGUUACAUGUUCAGCAUGUAUACAGUACGUGGUUUCCCGACUUUUCCAGUUUUUCGUCGUUUUCUGAUAUUUUAGACAGUCCCAGUUUCACACCUUUUAAGAAUAAUGAUUAUUGACACAUGCUGAAAACACAGUGAGGGGAAAUGUAGAAUUUUGACUUUGCUAUGCAGAGAACUGAAUGUAUAAUGUCUCUAAACUGGCAGAAUAUUUAAUGAAGUAAAAAAAAGCACUUACAGUAGGAUAUUACAGGUAAUAACACGUUCAGACUCAUCACUGAUUUAUUAUUCUACAUCAAAUUUAUCAAUCCCUAAACUUCACUGAUUUAUAACUUCACUGAUUGUUUUUUUUUGUAUUUAUUGAUUUAACACAUCACCAGUACACUUGUACAAGUGUUAAGUCUUGCUGUCUCACAUGGUUUCAGCCAAAAAGAGUAAACCUUUUCAUCAGGAUUUCAUUUUUCUUCCAUUUUUGCUUUUACAGUUUUCUUAGUUCUGAUUUAUUGCUUAGAGACAGAAGAGAAAUCGUUUUUUUUUUUUGUUUGUUUGUUUUUUUUCUAAAGGCGGUGUAUUUACCAGUAUCAAUAUGCACAAAUGUAUUUCUCCAUUGUCUCAUGCAGGUGAGAAAAGGAGAACUAAAGAUAUGAAAUGAAGCAUUUUUAAACGUUGACCCAUAAACUGUACAUGUUUAUAUCGACGAGAAGAUCGAUAAUAACUGAGACGAUGUUCAGUUUUAUGAACAACUCGUAAUUUCAAUCACAAUCACAAGUUGUUCCGGUUACGGUCAAUUUUACAUUUAUUCACGUUGGUGUUUUGUUCCGUUCUAAACGGGAAAAUUAUUAAAAAAAAAAAAAAAAAAAAGACUAUCUGAAGAGUUUAGAAUUGGACAUUUAUAGAAGGACUGAUGUUCAUUUGGUCCUGAGAUUCUGUUUCAUGUUUCGUAUGAAAAAAACAAAACUGAAAAUGUAUAAUUAAGGUCUGGAGCAGUAGAUAGGACGAGACGUUCAGCGACCUAUGACUUUGAUUUGUUUCUUUAUACUUUUCUGACAGGAUUUCACUUUAUUUCUGAGUUCUUUUUUUGUUGUUGUUGUUAAAAUAUCGCUUUACAAAACGGCCUUCAUAUUUGCGACAACCUUGGCGCUUGGUGGCAGGAAGUAGAAGUUUGUUUUCCAGAAUGAUGCUCUUCAUGCAGGUAGAAAGGAAGGUUAUAAGUUUAAAUCCCAGCACAAAGUGACUGUUCUUAAGACAUUUCAUGCUUAUCUCCUCACCUCAGUGCUGGGAGCAGACUUCAGAUAAAAUCAUCUGCAAAAUAAAUAAAUGUAAUGUGUGAUAGAAGUUCUAAGCCAAGGAUUAUGUUGUCUCUCUAGAAUCUGUAUUAUUUUUAUUCUUAUUGUUUCUUUUUUGAUUGUUUUCUGAAUGAAGUUAAAUUAAAUAAGCCAUAUUUAACAUUAUUAGUAUUAAUUGGUCAUCCUCAGACCCUAAUUUAGAAGGGGAUAAAGUACCAUGUUUUACCCUUAAAACAGGAAAUGAAAGAAUGGUGUGAAAGAAAAGGAAAAGAAAAGGUUUAGGAUGUUUCCAAGACAAUAACUGAUGGCUAGAUCAGGAGCAAUGUAGUGUUUAGCUUCCCAUAUUUAACCUAUAAAAAAUGAGAGACUUCUAUUUAUUCAUCUUCUACGUUAUUCUUGAAGUAUUUGAAACGUUUUUAUUUUAAAUGGAAAACAUUUGCACAGAAGAAAUAUGAACAGAUUCCUAUAAUUAUUUUAACAAUAAAUUAAAUAUGAAUUAAAUGACUUUGUUGGCAUAUUGUUCUGAGAAAUACUCAUUCAGAUGAAUGGGUUGAUUUUAUAAAAUGAAUUACAUGCAUUUUCAAGCUUGUAUUAUUGGUUUUUUUAAGUAGAUUUAUGGACACAGGGAUGAAAUUAAAAUAAAUAAAAAUCUGUGUCGUUA
Molecule: messenger RNA, 6953 nt
Organism: Tachysurus fulvidraco (yellow catfish)
Lineage: Eukaryota; Metazoa; Chordata; Actinopteri; Siluriformes; Bagridae
Gene: csgalnact1a
Product: chondroitin sulfate N-acetylgalactosaminyltransferase 1a
Exons: 9
Coding region: 2180-3799 (539 amino acids)
Cellular component (GO): Golgi cisterna membrane
Molecular function (GO): glucuronosyl-N-acetylgalactosaminyl-proteoglycan 4-beta-N-acetylgalactosaminyltransferase activity
Source: RefSeq, a predicted model, not a curated record